Molecule: messenger RNA, 1381 nt
Organism: Radiomyces spectabilis
Lineage: Eukaryota; Fungi; Mucoromycota; Mucoromycetes; Mucorales; Radiomycetaceae
Product: biotin-protein ligase
Exons: 1
Coding region: 201-1043 (280 amino acids)
Cellular component (GO): cytoplasm
Molecular function (GO): biotin--[biotin carboxyl-carrier protein] ligase activity
Source: RefSeq, a predicted model, not a curated record
CUCCUCCACAUGGCCAGUGGUGCUAUGUGACUGUUAAUAAAGGUGCAUUAAGGUUUUUGUUGGAUGAUCCCCCAUUGUUCGUCUGACCGCCCGGCGCAAGGUUCCUAUUUCAGCGAUCCAUCGGUUUUCCGCUCCGUUCCAUGCUCUUCUAUUUUCUUUAAUAGUUUACAGUCUAUUUUUCUAUUGAACGAGAAUUCUCAAUGUUGGUGACCGAUGCAUGUUCCUUGUCGGAUGACGGCCGAUAUAUUCUAGUAUACAGUGGACCAGGGACCUCGCCCAACUCGGUGCACCAUAUUUUUGCCACCAUCAAGACCAUGUUCGGCCAAACGUACAAUAUCCGAUCAGUGGACGCUCGAUUGCUGCGAUUGGAAUCUUGGGAAAAGUACUGUGCGAUGCUGGUCAUGCCAGGUGGCCGAGAUUUACCCUAUUGCGAAGAACUCGACGGCAAAGCGAACGACAGAAUUCGUCACUAUGUGGAACAAGGCGGUCGUUACUUAGGUAUCUGUGCGGGUGCUUAUUAUGGAUGUGCGACCAUCGAAUUCGAAAAAGGUCGACCGUAUAUGGAAGUAUGUGGCAGCCGUGAGCUGGGUUUUUUCCCCGGUCUGUCUCGAGGAAGUAUGUUUCCUGGGUUUGUCUACAACACUGAACAUGGAGCUCGAGCGGUGGAGAUGCAAAUUUGUGAGGAAGCCUUCCGUGGUAACCAAAUGGACCCUGCUGACCUUCCAGAAACCGUAACUACGUACUACAAUGGAGGAGGCUAUUUUGCUCACGCGGAUCGGUACGAGGGCGUGGACAUUUUAGCACGGUUUAUGGACCGUGGUAUUUGCACAGACGAAACAUCGUGUCCAGCUGCGGCCAUCUAUUGUCAAAGAGGCUUUGGCCAUGUUGUCCUCAUCUCCACUCAUCCGGAAUACAGUAUACUGUCCAUCGACGGAAGAUUGCUUCCAACCAUGUUUACAACCACCGAAGAUCGUCUCAUGUAUGAAGCAAAGCGGAAAUCCUUCCUUCAAGCCGUCUUUCAAAAGAUGAAUCUGUACCCAUAACUCACCCACAUCCUACAAUUUCAGCCCUCAUACUUGGCCGUUUUAACCGAUCCUCAAUAUUAUAUACCGAUAGAAUGAGAUAUUUAUUGGUUGCUGGUCCACCAAUACCGUUCUUGUUCUCCAUUUUUCCUCGGUUCAUUUAGCGUAAAUAAAUCACUGUUGUUUGAUACCAUAACAACCAUUGAGCCACAUCAUAUGACUCUCAGUUAAAAUCUAUCUCCACCUAUGCAGCACCGGAUCUACAGCACAACUUGCCUCCUUGUUAGCAAGCAGAGAUUGGAUGAAUUGAUCAUUUGGUGAUAAAAAUGCUCAAACAAGGAAAGAUGAGGAGAAAAAUC